Messenger RNA from Oryza sativa Japonica Group (Japanese rice), 1062 nucleotides. RefSeq names its product SKP1-like protein 11. The record is from RefSeq and is a predicted model, not a curated record. Gene Ontology annotation, cellular component: nucleus; cytoplasm. Gene Ontology annotation, molecular function: cullin family protein binding. Lineage: Eukaryota; Viridiplantae; Streptophyta; Magnoliopsida; Poales; Poaceae. Gene Ontology annotation, biological process: SCF-dependent proteasomal ubiquitin-dependent protein catabolic process.
CUAUGCCGCGUAAGCCGGGGGCUAUGUAUUGGCGGCCCAUCUGGCUCGGACCCCGCACCGAUCAAUCCGGGCUCGUGCCACCGCAUCCAUCGCCGAGCGCGAGGAGAGCUGGGUUUUUCCCGUGAGCGAGAGCGAGUGAUGGCGGCGGGGAAAGGGAAGGGGAAGGAGGGAGAGUGCGACAUGGCGGCGGCGGCGGCGGAGGCGGAGAAGAAGGGAGAGGGCUCGACGGUGUCGCGCGGAGCGGCGGGGGAGCGGGUGGUGGAGGACAGCGGCGGCGGCAGGAGGACGAUCCACCUCAAGAGCAAGGAUGGCAAGCAGCAUGAUGUGACGGAGGCGUCGGCGAGGCUGUCCAAGACCAUCGCCGGGAUGAUUCUCGCCGGCGGCGGCGGCGGCGGCGCCGACCAGUGCAUCCCGACCCCCGACAUCGACCACGAUACCCUCCGCGUGGUGAUGCAGUACUGCGACAAGCACGCCGCCGACGACGCCGACGAGGAGGAUCUCAAGGAGUGGGACGAAGACUUCGUCGACGAGCUGGACCAGGACGCCCUCUUCGAUGUCAUCGCGGCCGCCAACUACCUCGACAUCGAUGGCCUCCUCGACCUCACCUGCAAGAGGGUCGCCGACACGAUCAAGGGCAAGACCCCCGAGGAGAUCCGCAAGGAGUUCAACAUCGUCAACGACCUCAGUAAGGAGGAGGAGGAGGAGAUCCGCCGGGAGAACCCCUGGGCCUUCGAGCAGUAGUACUCACUUUCUUUCUCUUAACCCGUAGUGUUUCUCGUCGUGUGAUGGCGGUUGUCUCGUAGUUGUGUGUGUUGUGUCUCUCUCGUAGAUUCAGAUCGAAUCGGGGAGUUCGUGCAUUGCAUCCUGUCCAAGAAGAACAGAGUCGAUCGGCUGUGUCGUUGAAUGCUUUGAACUGCUGGAUCGCGAUCGCUUGCAUGAAGUGAAUAUUUCGCCCCGCAAAUUGUUUGCUGCGUGCCUCUCUCCGCUUGGUUUUCAUGCAGUUUGAAUUCUGUUGUGAAUUGAAUAUGAAUAGAGAAGGGAAAAACUGUCUGAAAUUCUGAA